CCAUAUGCAACUUUCGCCUUAACACCACUGAGUGCCAUCCAGACAGAUGCUUGUGCAGACACUGCAACAAUUGCACUAAUUAACGUCUGCAAGUGAAAUUACAACCCGAAACCCCAGACCGUGAUGGCUGGCAGCAGGAUGAAGUUGGAGUUGUCCAAAGUGGUUCAGGGAAGAUGUCGUUUGGGUCAACUGAAGGAGAUAGGAAGGAUGGGGCAGCACAGUCUGGACAUUCCAGGAUGUCUUCUGUACACGCACCUUGGCAGCGUUCCGCACCUCACCCAGGACACCCUGCACACUCUCAGCAGCCUCCCCACUGCCACUCAGGUCACUCUAUCCAACAUUGCAGAGCACCAAGAAGUGCUGGAUGAGUUUAAAGGCGGAUUUAAGACGUUUGCAGGUCUCCAUGAUACCGUGUUGUACUGCUCACUCCACGACUCUGCAGCCCACAGCCCGACGGGCCACACCACCAACAAGACGGUGUCGGUGUGGGGCAGCGGUGGGCGGACAGAGCUGACAGUGGCUAAGUUCAUGGCCCUCCAGAGGACGGUGCAGCCAGACUGGUACCAGGCCAUGGCAGACGGGGAGACCUGGCAGACCGGCACCUCGCGGAAAAGGGUUCGAAAGUCAGUGGACCGAUCUCUGGCUCAUUUGGACGAGUGUCUGAUGGUGCAUCAGAAAUCACAGGAAUUGGAUGGAGUCAGUGUGUUUGGGGUGGUGGAGGGAGGGGACAUCUUGGAAGAGAGACUGCGCUCGGCCAGGGAGACGGCCAAAAGGCCCGUAGCAGGAUUCUGCCUGGACGGCUUCCAGACCGGUGCCAUGGAUCAGGCCCUGAGGAGCCAGCUCAUCGCUGCUGUCACUGAGGAGCUGCCUGAGGACAAACCCAGAUUGCUGCAGGGCGUGGGGCGACCCGACGAGGUGCUGGCGUGCGUCGAAGCAGGCGUAGACCUUUUCGAGGGCUUCUUCCCAUUCCAGGCGACGGAACGGGGCUGCGCUCUCUGCUUCCGCUUCGACGUCACACCGGACCCGGAGAGCGCAGGUAGAGCCCGCCUGACAGUGGCUGAUGAAGAGCGGCACGCAGCGGGGGAGACGCAGCCGAACGGAGAUCUUAAUUGUGACGAUCAAACACACAUGACGCGCUUCGAGAUGGAUCUCAAAGACAAAAGGCACCAGGACGACUUCAGGCCCCUGGUAGAAGGGUGUGGCUGCUACUGCUGCAGGAACCACCAGAGGGCGUAUGUGCACCACCUGCUGGUGACCAAUGAGCUGCUGGCUGGAGUCCUCCUCAUGAUUCACAACACAAGCCACUACCACAGCUUCUUCAGGGCAGUCAGAGACGCUUUGGCCAAUGACAAAAUGGACCUCCUGAGGAGGCGUGUGCUUGGGACAGUAAAGGAGUAAAGCGGAUGACUGAGAGGGACUUGGAGGGGACAAAGCAGAAAAUGUUUCUCUAAAACUGGCACAACGCCGGUUACAGUAAUGCUGCACAGACCUUCAGAUGACUUAUGUUUGCUAAACCCAGAUCUCUGAAAAAUAAAGAAGAGGAGCAGAUAAA
This is a messenger RNA of Poecilia reticulata (guppy), 1552 nucleotides long. Lineage: Eukaryota; Metazoa; Chordata; Actinopteri; Cyprinodontiformes; Poeciliidae. The record is from RefSeq and is a predicted model, not a curated record.